This is a messenger RNA of Elaeis guineensis (African oil palm), 2909 nucleotides long. Its product is annotated as calcium/calmodulin-dependent serine/threonine-protein kinase 1. NCBI's taxonomy places the organism in Eukaryota, Viridiplantae, Streptophyta, Magnoliopsida, Arecales, Arecaceae. Gene Ontology annotation, biological process: protein phosphorylation. The record is from RefSeq and is a predicted model, not a curated record. Gene Ontology annotation, molecular function: calcium ion binding; protein kinase activity; ATP binding.
GGUAUGAGUGAGACCACCCACAGCUCGCAACAUUAGCAAUGGGUUUUCUUCUCUCUAAUGGCAAGGGACAGCUGCCACCCCCCAGAGGAGAGCUGAAAAGCAAAAGAAAGUGAUUCCUUUUCUCCCUUUUCUCUCCUCUUUUUAUUUUUCUAUCAAAUUCCUUCCCCUCCCUGCACACCUUGUUCAGCAUCUUCCUCCUUGUGAGAGGGAAGAUCUCCUUUCCCUUUGCAAAUCCCAGGCACCUCUCAGGCUCUUUGUCAAAUCCAUGAGAUUCUACCCUUUCCUUUGAAAAUUUCCUCCCUUUCUCCUCUCUUCUCCUUAAAGUUGAAAUCUUUAUCCAUUUCCUGAUCCCCAAUUCCCUCAAAUUUUGAUUUGUUUUUUCUUUCUGUUUUUGGUUCCUCCUCCUGGAUUCAGGCUGCUCUGUGUCAUUCCUCCGAGUCUUUUCCUUUCCUGGAUGUUCCCCAAGUAGAAAUGUGAAGGAUUAGACUUGUUUAAGAUCAUCUUUGAGCUGAGAGCUGAGGCUUUGUGAUCUUUUCUAGUUAAUUACGGAGGUCGUUCUCCUGGAUUCCUAAAUUCUGAGGCUUUUUUUUUCUUGUUCAUUUUUUCCAAAGUCUGGCACUUUUUGGGUUCCCCGGACCGGGUUUUGGUUUCUAUGGGUCUCUGCAAUGGAAAACCGAUCCAAAACCCAGACAACCAAGAAGAAAUCCCUGCAGUACCCAAAAUUGAGGAGCCCCUGCCGCCAAAUCCUGGCACACCGAAGCAGCCUAAGUUCUCCUUCUACGUCCCGAGCCCUCUGCCGAGCUCUUACAAGGGCUCCCCGGCCAAUUCCAGCGUCAACUCGACCCCUCUCCGGAUCUUCAAGCGGCCAUUCCCUCCUCCAUCGCCGGCGAAGCACAUCAAGGCUUUGCUCGCCCGACGACAUGGAUCGGUGAAGCCGAACGAGGCCUCUAUCCCGGAGGGCAGCGAGGUUGAACUGGGACUGGACAAGAGUUUCGGCUUCUCGAAGCAGUUCUUCGCAAAGUACGAGCUUGGAGAAGAGGUUGGGCGCGGGCAUUUUGGGUAUACAUGCUCUGGCAAGGCGAAGAAGGGAGAACUGAAGGGCGAGGAGGUGGCUGUCAAGGUUAUUCCGAAAGCUAAGAUGACGACAGCUAUUUCUGUUGAAGAUGUGAGAAGAGAAGUGAGAAUACUGAGUUCUCUUACAGGACACAAGAAUCUUGUGCGGUUCUAUGAUGCUCACGAGGAUGAGGACAAUGUGUAUAUUGUAAUGGAGUUAUGCAAAGGUGGCGAAUUGUUAGACAGGAUACUCUCGAGGGGUGGAAAAUAUUCAGAAGAAGAUGCCAAGGCUGUCAUGGUCCAGAUAUUGAAUGUUGUAUCAUUUUGUCAUCUUCAGGGUGUCGUUCACCGAGAUCUGAAGCCAGAGAAUUUUCUUUUUAGUUCGAAGGAUGAGAAGGCGACCUUGAAGGCCAUAGAUUUUGGUUUGUCAGACUUUGUGAAUCCAGGUGAAAGGCUGAACGAUAUUGUAGGAAGUGCAUAUUAUGUUGCUCCUGAAGUUCUUCACAGAUCUUAUGGGACUGAGGCAGACAUGUGGAGUAUUGGUGUCAUUGCAUAUAUUUUGCUCUGUGGAAGCCGCCCUUUCUGGGCAAGGACAGAGUCAGGUAUAUUUCGUGCUGUUUUGAAGGCAGAGCCAAGCUUUGAGGAAGCUCCAUGGCCUUCUCUGUCUGCUGAGGCUAAAGAUUUCGUCAAGAGGUUGCUGAAUAAGGAUUAUCGUAAGAGAAUGACUGCUUCACAGGCUCUCAGUCAUCCUUGGAUCCGAGAUUCUCAAGAGAUCAAGAUUCCUUUGGAUAUUAUAAUUUAUAAGCUUGUAAGAGCUUAUGUAUGUUCUUCUUCUUUAAGAAAAUCAGCUUUGAGGGCCCUUGCGAAGACUUUGACGGUGACUGAGCUUGCCUAUCUGCAAGAACAAUUUGCAUUGUUAGGACCAAACAAGAAUGGCUAUAUCUCCUUACAAAACUUAAAGAUGGCAUUGUUAAAAAACUCGACUGAUGCCAUGAAGGACUCAAGAGUUCUUGAUUUUGUUAGCAUGGUGAGUUCUCUUCAGUACAGAAAGUUAGAUUUUGAGGAAUUUGCUGCUGCAGCAGUAAGUGUGUAUCAGAUGGAAGGACUUGAUAGUUGGGAGCACCAUGCUCGUAGUGCAUAUGAACUCUUUGAGAAGGAUGGUAACAGGCCUAUCAUGAUUGAGGAACUUGCAUCGGAACUUGGGCUUAGUCCUUCAGUCCCCAUCCAUGUUGUUCUGCAAGACUGGGUGAGACAUUCCGAUGGAAAACUGAGUUUCUUAGGAUUCCUUAAACUUCUACAUGGGGUUUCUUCAUGUUCGAUUCCAAAAGCCUAGUGUCAUCUGUCUUUCAUCAAGAUGGUCUAUGAGCAACAUUCAACAGCUGAAUUAUGAGGCAGGGAAAGUGGAAGCCCAGACAUUACAUGCAUGCUCCGAAUCAGGGAAGUAGAUGUGGAUCUAACUGAAAAAUCAAGUCAGUGAUGUGCGCAUUCAAGCUCUACCUUAUUUAGAUAUUCUUUUUUUUUUUUUUGUUGCCAUAUUGAUGGUUAGUCUACUCUAGCUGUUUGGAGAAAUGUACAUAUGAGGAUAGGAAGGAUAGAAGAUUGAAGGGAGUCGAUGCCUGUGUUUGCGGGUACUUUGCCUUGUAAUACUUCCUUUUACCCUCAAUAAGAUCUUUACUCUUGUUACAUGUGAUCAGAAGAAAUUUGUAGUCAUUCCAGAAGGGCUAUAAAGAGGGAUGGUGGACGUGGAGGUGGGAUCAGAGCCAUCAGAUUGACACUAAUCAUGUUUGAGAAAAAGAUUGAUACACAGGACUAUUGAGGAUUAAAAUUUUAUAUCAUUAUGUUUGGGAUUUAUCUCA